Messenger RNA from Papaver somniferum (opium poppy), 402 nucleotides. Its product is annotated as probable WRKY transcription factor 41. Gene Ontology annotation, biological process: regulation of DNA-templated transcription. Lineage: Eukaryota; Viridiplantae; Streptophyta; Magnoliopsida; Ranunculales; Papaveraceae. The record is from RefSeq and is a predicted model, not a curated record. Gene Ontology annotation, molecular function: DNA-binding transcription factor activity; transcription cis-regulatory region binding. Bases 1 to 402 code for a protein of 133 amino acids. The transcript has 2 exons. Gene Ontology annotation, cellular component: nucleus.
AUGGAUGCUAACAUAGAUAAGAAGCGCUUGAUUACUAAAGAGAUGGUGGAAGCAAGUGAGUUACUAAAGGAACUUCAAACUGAAAUUAAUCCCUCUUCUUUUUCUGGUCAUGAUUUAAUGACCAACAUAUUGACUUCCGUUGAGACUUUUCUUGCGAUGCUGAAUCGAGUGAACGUGGAGACCAAAUCUACCCCGGAGUCACCCUUGGGUCAUGUCAGGAAUGGAAGUUCUGUGAGCGAGUGCAAUUCUGAUUCACGAAAGAGAUAUAGGAAACCCGCAGUGAGAUGGACAGAACAAGUACGUGUUUAUGCACAAACGGGACUCUAUGGACCCGUAGAUGAUGGAUACGCAUGGCGGAAAUAUGGGCAGAAAAACAUUCUUGAAGCCAAACACCAUAGGUGA